Molecule: messenger RNA, 1584 nt
Organism: Amborella trichopoda
Lineage: Eukaryota; Viridiplantae; Streptophyta; Magnoliopsida; Amborellales; Amborellaceae
Source: RefSeq, a predicted model, not a curated record
AUGGCACUUCAAAGGCUGGUCGGAGACAACUUAAGCAAACUUGGAGAAAGCAUAGCUCAUUUCUCUGCUAAAUUUAGUGGUUAUUUAUCAGUGAUCUUCUCCAAGUUUGGUUGGUUCCUCUUCCAUGCAGUUCUAGUGGCUGGCCUAGUGUACCUCUUACUCUCAUCUCAACCUUCAUUCCCGUCGUCACAAUGCUUCCCAUCUUGGAUGUUAACCAGAGAGAGAACCAAUUCCCGCUCCCCAUUUUCCAAUAAUUUUAGAAGUCCCACCAAAAUUGGCCACAUUCUAUUUGGUAUAGCGGGUUCUUCUAAAACAUGGAGAAACAGGGGUCCAUAUAUCGAUCUUUGGUGGGAACCCAACAAAACCAGAGGCCAUGUAUGGUUAGACAGUCCCCCAACUAAGUAUCCAUGGCCAUCUUCUUCUCCUCCCUUUCGAAUUUCAGAAAAUACAGCAAUAUUCAAUGGCUACAAUAAGCAUGAGAUGCCGUUUGCGAUUCGAAUGGCUAGGGUUUUGCUAGAGAGUUUCAAUUUGGGUCUAAGUGAUGUGAGAUGGUUUGUUAUGGGGGAUGAUGAUACUGUAUUUUUUGUUGAUAAUUUAGUGAAGGUUUUAGCAAAGUAUGACCAUAACAAGUACUUUUAUAUUGGGGGAAAUUCAGAAAGUGUGGUGCAAAACAUGGCUCAUUCGUAUGACAUGGCCUUCGGCGGAGGGGGUUAUGCAGUGAGUUAUCCUUUGGCCAAGGCUUUGUCAAGGAUCUUUGAUGACUGUAUAAGAAGAUAUCAGACACUUUAUGGGAGUGACCAUAUCAUUCAGUCUUGUGUUGCAGAGGUUGGAGUUCGCCUGACAAAAGAGCCCGGGUUUCAUCAGAUUGAUCUAUUAGGAGAUAUAUACGGCCUUCUAUCAGCCCACCCGAUGUCCCCGUUGCUCUCACUUCACCACCUUGAUUAUAUAGCACCCAUAUUCCCAGGCAUGACAAGGAUUCAAGCCCUCAAAGUUCUCCUAAAGGCUUCGAAAGCCAAUCCCCCACAACUACUACAACAAUCCAUAUGCUAUCACAAAGAACAUAAUUGGUCUAUCUCAGUAUCAUGGGGCUACUCUGUUCAAAUUUACCAGAAGAUUUACCCCCCAGGUUUUCUUACCAUACCUUUACAAACCUUCAAGCCAUGGAGGAAAUCUGGGGUCCUUUCCUUCAUGUUCAAUACCAGGCCUCUCUCCACUGAUCCGUGUGAAAAACCCACUGUUUUCUUCUUUGAUUCUGUGAAACCAGUCAGUCCAUUUGUUAACCUCAUUGAGACGGUUUAUGUUGGGAGAGAGGAUCGAAGCAUUUCGGCCUGUAACUUGAAUCAGAGUUUGCCAAACAUAGUCGAUGAAGUCAGAAUUUUUUCCGAGUUGCAGGAUAUUAGAGUGGCUGGGAGUAGAAGACAGUGCUGUGAAGUUCUUCCCUCAUCAGGCAUGAAUGUCACUGAAAUAAGGAUAAGGGAAUGCUUGGAUGACGAAAAUGUUGCAUUCCCUUUAUUGUAAGCGAAAGAUGAAAGACGUUGAGUGGAUUAUCCCAAAAGUUAUGAGAGAGAAGGGAUCAAGCAUUUC